Drosophila elegans is the source of this 4893-nucleotide messenger RNA. It is a transcript of the gene dome, whose product is annotated as cytokine receptor. The transcript is spliced from 3 exons. Gene Ontology annotation, molecular function: protein binding. The record is from RefSeq and is a predicted model, not a curated record. Bases 484 to 4374 code for a protein of 1296 amino acids. NCBI's taxonomy places the organism in Eukaryota, Metazoa, Arthropoda, Insecta, Diptera, Drosophilidae.
CGGUCACACUGCAGACAAGAAAAUCGUCGACAAUAACGCGAUAGCGGGGGCAGGGAGGAGAGCGAUCGCCGUCCUUCGCCUUUUGAGGAUUCGAUUCUGCAAUAUCAAGACAAUACAAAAAAAGGAGUAAAACCAGAGUGAUAAAAACUAAAGACAUUUGUGAACUAGUAGCGACCAAGUUAACCCCCGAAAAGCAGCCCCACCUGGGUAGCGAGAUGUGUUAGAGCCACAAUUCCAGGAAAGCAGCGUAUAAACGGUUCCAAGAACUGAACCCACAAAUACACAGAGAGCCAACAAGUGACACGGCCAACAAGGUGUUCUUGUGUGUGUGCGUGCGAGAGAGAGAGAGAGGGAGAGUGCGUCUUGUCGGUGUGCGCGUCUGUGUGAGGGAGAGAGUGAGUUAGUGAGUGAGUGAGAGAGAGCCACCGGGACAGAGUGGAACAUAAUAAACGGCAGAAGCUGGAGAGGAUUAGGAUUAGGAACAUGGCGCCGCAGGUGCAGCUCGGACUGCUCCUCCUGCUGCUCGCCGGCUGCCAUGGUGGCGCACAGGCCGUCGUGGAGCCGGGCUGGCUGAUCCCCGACAAGGUGGAGCUGGCCAUCGGCGGCGACUUCAACAUCAGCUGCACCCUCAACGAGGCCUACUUCCGCGAUGUCAACGCCACGGAGCGCUGCACCGUCGAGGAGCUGUACUUCCAGACCGGCAGCCUGCAGUUCCGCAACGCGACCUACAUCCGGCGGCUGAACAACACCACCAUCCUGUUUAGUGCCCAAAAUGCCUCCGAGCAGGAGCAGGAAUACCUGUGCAUGUGCCGCGACUACGUGAUCAACACCUCGAAGGUGUACGUUGGCACUAGGCCGCUGCUGGUGCGCGACUUCAACUGCCUGGACCACGACUUCCAGUUCAUGGUCUGCAACUUCACCCAGCCGCCCAACAAGGUCAUCACCAAGUACAACAUCAGCUACAACACCAACAACGACUGGCGCUACAGCAACAGCCUGGACUGUAACUUCGAUGCGGCGCCGGUGGUCACCUGCAAUCUGACGGACGACAACUACAAGCGCUUCAGCGAGAUCUUCUACUUCCGCCUGUUCAUCUCCAAUGCCCUGGGCCACGAGAUUCAGCCAAUUACGAUGAACCACUUUGAGCGUUUGGUGCCGGCGCGACCGGGACAAAACCUGACCCUGGUCAACCGGACCGAGAGCUCCGUCUGCCUGUCGUGGGAGAUGCCCCGCCGCUCGAACUACAAUCGCGGCCUGGUCUGGCAGGUGCGCGUCUUGCCGGACAACUUCGAACCCCUCAGCCGACCCAGUUGGCGCAACAACAGCUCCACCAUCAAGGACACCCUCUGCCUCACGGAACUGCCCUUCGCCGGCUACAACUAUACUCUAAAGCUGCGCGUGCGCGCCAACCAAAACAACACGAUGUGGAGCGAGCCGUUGGACUACGAAUUCGCCACCGCUCCGGCUCGUCCACGCCGUCCGCCGCGCGUCACCUACGGCAGCUUCUACGUCUACUCCUCGGAGGAGGGCAUGCGCUUCUACUGGGAGCCUCUGGAGCCGCACGAGCUCAAUGGGCCGAACCCUGGGUACAUCAUCAGCGAGUACAGCGUCAACGGGACCGCCGUAGAUCCGGCCCUUAUCAAGGUGGAGUCCAACUCGGCGAUGAUCGAUCACUGGAACAUGAACGCCGUCCACCACUUUCUCAUCCGCAGCAGCAACAGCGAAGGCGUGUCUGUGAACGCCACCUCGAUGACGAUCGGACCGAUUAGCAACCGCGAUUUCCGCCGGCGGGAGCCGAAGAACAUCCGCAGUGUUUACCACCCCACGAACGAGAGCUACACGCUCAGCUGGGAGCCACCGGAGGACCAGAUGGAGCUGAUGAACUACACCGUGUUCUGGUGCAAGCCCCAACCGGCCCGGCUGUCGGAGUGCAAAGGGUCCAUACGCUUCGCUCAGGUGUCCAGCGGUCUGCAGCAGUUCACUACGGCACGGGACCAGCCCGCACUGCUCAUGGCCGUGUCGGCCAACUAUCGGUCGCACAACACCGGCAUGCACUGGGUGAUCUGCAGCAGCGACAAGAAGGACGAUUUGGCCAAAAUGGAGCCCUCGAUCGAUGUGGCCACCAGCACCACGCUGACGGUCAGUUGGGUCCCCAAGGGCGUGUGCACGGUGAUCCUGGACGGUUACAAGCUGACCUACUGCCAGCGAUCGACCGGUCGGCCGGACAACUGCACCACAGUGAAGCUGGACCGCUACGCCAACAAGCAUGUCAUCCAGAACCUGGUGCCCUACACGGAGUACAGCGUGAAGAUGCUCAUGUACUCCGAUUCGCGGGCCAGCAAGUACAGCGACGAGCUGGUCAACCGCACCGGCGAGGCGGCGCCCAGCCAGCCGCGGGAGCUGCAGCAGCUCCGGGUGACCAGCGCCAGCGUGGAGCUGGCCUGGAAGCCCCCGCUGCUGGCCAAUGGCGUGGUGCGCUCCUACGAGGGCACCUACCGCUCGCUCCGCGACAACGUCACCGAGUACUUCCGCGUGGGAGCCUCCACCGAGGAGCUGCUGGACAGGGAGAAGCCCAUCGCCUACACGCUGGGCAAUCUCACGGCAUUCACGCGCUACGAGGUGAGUGUGCGGGCCAGGACACUCUACCCCUCGGAGCCCAGCAAUGUGAUCUACCUCAGCACGGCCAUCGGAGUUCCAUCGCCGCCCACGCUGCUGGUGACCAACAACAAGGACCAGAGCUCACGACUUGUCUGGCAGGCGCCCAUGAUGCCGGCCGGUCGCAUUGAUUUCUAUGAGGUAUCGCUGCGUGACACCAAUGCCAGCUGCUUGUUCAGCACCAUCCUGCCGGGACGCAACCGCUCCUUCGUGAUGGCCACGCCGCGCUGCACCAGCCACAAUCCCUUUCAGCUGGCCGUGCGCGCCAUCAAUGUGGAGCAGCAUCCGCAGUUCGACGGACCGGAACCGCUGCCUCAGCUGAGCUCGCAGGGAUGUGAGGCCAGGACGGAUGCACUCAGCGAGGAGGAUCGGCGGCAGUUUAAGACAUACGCGGGAAACACGACCGCCUACCGGCUGUAUAGAUCCGAUUGGGGCGCCUACGGGUUCAUCUGCACGCCGGACACGCACAGCGUGAAGGCCAUGUACCAGACCAUCGAGGUGAGCGUGGCCAUCCUGGUGCUGGGCGUCAUCUUCUAUCUGGUGUACAAGAAGUACCGCAAGAUGUCCGACAUCGAUCUGGUGCUGCCGCAGGGCAUAAUGGAGACCCUGAAGAAGCCCAUGGACAUGGGUGGCCUGGGAUUGGGCCUGGGACCGGACUCCUCCGUCAGCGGUGGGAUCGUUUGCACCCGGGUGGACGAUACGCCGCAGUACACGCCGCAGGAUCAUCUGCCGCACGACUUUAGCAGUUGCGGCAGCGAGAGCUCCAAACUGCUGCGCACCCAAUCGUCCUUCAACGGCAGCGGCUGUGGGGAUCGCGAUGGCUACGAAGACCACCAGUUAAGGGGGGGGCCGAUGACCAUAACUGGUCCGCCCACCAGCUACCUGGCCAUGCGGCACGGCCUUCUCGUCCAGAACGACAUGGAGCGGGAAAGUGAUCGCGAACAGGCGAGGGAACGGGAAAGGGAACGGGAGCAGCAGCAUCAGCGGGAGAGCGACUUGGACAGGGAGCAGGAGCACCAGAGAAGCACCACCACAACCACCACCACCAACGGUUACAUCAAGCCCACCCAGAUGAAGAGCUGGACCGAUCCGGCCAACGCAAUGCCCGCUCCUCCGAUGUCCUUGCCACUCAGCGGUUACGUGCCAGUGCCAGUGCCGAUUCCGCAUCCGCGCUUCAAUCCAGCUCCAGCACAAGCUCAAGCUCCAGCUCCCUCCGCCGCCGCCGCCGCCGCUGCCUCCACCUUUUUCCCGCCAGCCCAUCUGCUCAACAUGGACAACUAUGUGCAGGCCUCGGACUUGCACAAGCUGAAGCCCCUCGUCGCAGCACCCUUGCCGCCGCCGCAAUUAUCUGGAGGAGGAGGAGGAGUAGGAGUAGGAGUAGGAACAGUCUUGACGGGGGGACCCUCGCCAACGGGAGCAGCGACCACGCCAUUGCCGUUCCAGCUGCCGCCAGUCGGCGCAGUCGGAGCAGCUGGGCAGACAACUGCAAAACUGCCCUCGCCCAAGCUGGCCGACAUUGGCUACACCACCAUGGAGCAGCUGCAGCGCACCGGGCUGAUAAAGCCACCGUUGGCCGCCGCCGUGGGAUCACCGACGCACGUCGCCGGAGGAGCGACAGCCAGCGGCAACCAUCCACACGGCCGUCACCAGCCACAGAUCAACGGCUAUGUGACGCCCCAGGACCUGAACGCCCUGGCUCACAAUCGGCACGUCCUCUAAGGAACAGGAGUAGUGCACCCACUCACGACGUGACAUUUUAUCAGCCCGUCGCAUUCGCAUCCACAUCCACAUCCAUCAUUCAACUCAUCAACCAUCUGUAUCUGUAUCUGUAUCUGUACCCGUAUCCGCAUCUGCAUCUGCAUCCGCAUCUGCAUCCCCUUCCAACGCCAUGUCAUCGGAUCACCCCGGAUCACAGGGAACCCGGACAAAAGGAACCUAGAAACUAGCAACUUGAACCUGGAACCUGGAACCUGCAACUUGGGCAGCUGUUUAAUAGUAAUUAGUGGAAACUCCUUAUCCUCGGACAAAUGCAGUUUCUUCGUUUGUAAUUUAUAUUGUAUUCUUUGCGAUGCGUGUGAGCAGAAAGUAUUUGUAACGCUGUAGUAUUUUUUUAUAUUUUUCGUACUGUACACCAACUUAACCAUCCACGCGUCAAGCAGAUCGAGCUUAUAAUUAAUAAUUAAUAUUUUAAUAACCUAUGUAAACCAUACAUACGCACAUAAAGAUAAUUUUAAAUAA